This is a messenger RNA of Ostrea edulis (European flat oyster), 1795 nucleotides long. RefSeq lists its product as uncharacterized. Bases 197 to 1675 code for a protein of 492 amino acids. Lineage: Eukaryota; Metazoa; Mollusca; Bivalvia; Ostreida; Ostreidae. The record is from RefSeq and is a predicted model, not a curated record. The transcript has 12 exons.
UUUUUCCAGACAAAAAUCCUGGAUCCUCGCCUAAGGACACGUGGUCUUAAUUUGUAUGUACAUAGAAAUGAAAAAGAAAGUAUAUAACUUCCUAGUCGAUCGUUAAUGUCGCUGUACACAUAAACAUACGGUGCAAGCGGCGCUGUGCUGGAAGUAUAAAGAAAGUGGAACACACGACGUGCAAGCCACAACAAAGAUGUUACGCAAAGGAACAAGAUCAGAGAUAGAAAGACUCACACAGGCCCAGCUUGUGCUUUCCAAAGAGGACGACGCUUUGCCGGAUGACUGUUGUAAAUAUUGUCGUUUGACACAUGAACGUUACAACAUUUGUGAAGAUUGCAUGGUAUAUUUCUGUGAUGACUGCUUCAAGCGAUACCACCCUGCAACUCAUACCAUCUGCAAAUCUAAACCAUUCCUUGCUCUUGCCUGUCCUGAACACAAACAAAUCUGUCGUCAUUUCUGUGAAUUGUGUAAAGCACAGAAAUGUGAUGACUGCAUCGCUAAGAAUGGAAAAUGUUCUGGUUCUGAACAUCAAAUAAUACAAUUGCUGAAGCAUAUCUCACAACAAAAGGACAGCUUUGAUGAAACAAUACACAAUUUUUCAUCUGCAAGUUCCCGGACCAUCAAUAUGUUGUCGGAGCAGUUGGACAAGACAGAGAACGUAAUUUUGAUGAACAAUCUACAAAAUAAGGAGAUAUUGAGACAAGAAUUUGCAUCACUUCGUCAUCUGAUUACAGAACGAGAACAACAAAUGCAGAGGGAUCUGGAGGCGGAAUACAGUGUGCAGUUGAAAAAAAUACGACAACGGCGACGAGAAUAUGGAUCAUACUUGAUGAAAGAUAGUAAACUUCUCUCGAAAUCAUUGCACACCUUGGGGAAAAAAUCUCUACUCAGUUUUCAUUUUAGUGGACAAACAUUGUGGAAAAGAAUCAAUCAACACAAGAGAGAGUUGGAGUGUCUUGAAAGUCCCGAUGACAUAUCUGUCUCGACCUUGAUGUCCCCGUUAUCUCUGUAUGUUGAAAAAACCGAACUGGCUAAAUCCUUGCAGCUACGAAAUUCAGCAUCGUUCCACCUUACAUGUCCACGACAUAUUGUGUAUCUGGAUGAUGUAACAGAACCACUUCGUGUUCAGGAUUUCGUGAACAUUCCCAGCUCUACUCUGUCCAGUACUUGGACGAUGUCUGUCGAAAUACGAGACUCAGUGAAGAAAGUCGUCUGGCGAACUGACGACUGUUCUCAGGACGAAUGUAUCGCAAAUGUUAAAGAAAAUUUCUUUCUAGAGCCCAAAAGUAGAUAUUUGAUAAAAUUUUCUCUGCAACAGACAACCCGGGUGUCCAGAUAUAGUACAACACAAAACAUAAGUAAACCAUGCCAUGUUUUACUCGUAACAGACUCUGUUAUAGGAAAUGAAGCAGCGAUGGAUACAGAGAGUGAAACAUAUGCAUCGUAUUUUCAAACUAGUAUUGUUGGACUGAAAAUGGGGUACACAGAAAGGCAGCGAAUACAGACUUUGAUUUCUUUAAAGUAUGGUAGUCAAUAUACUCCAACACGGAAUGAACGAUUCAGCUUUGAGGAAAGACGAUUUUAUGGUGGUUUGAGAAAAGAAGAAAUAAAAGUAGUUACCCCAAAAGGAAAAAACAAGGACGAUCGUAAGGAGAGAACACCCAAGCAGUGAAGAUUGACUGACUGAAAAGAAGAGGAAUAGAAUGGAGUAAAUGAAGAAUUGUAAACGACACGAAAGAAAUCUUUUGCAGCUUCAAAAUCAUGUACAGAGAAAUUAAAACCCAAUUGUCUA